AUGUCAGACAUGAUCUCGCAACUGCCAAACGAGAUUCUACGAAUCAUUAUGGAAAAUGUUGGGUACUCCCCCAAUUCUUACCCUUUUGUUAAUGCAUCGUCACCGGAACGAGUCACCUCGAUCAGAGACCUUAAAUCAGCGACUGAAGUCUCGAAAAGAAUCCGGAGCGUUUGUCUACCAAUCUUUUGGCAGUCCGUCGAGAUUAGACCCAAAGAAAUCUCACACUAUACAGGCCUCCACGGCUUACCACUACUCAAUUUGUCCCCGGUAUCUUCCAAAUACAUCAAACACCUGCAUUUCCGAAACAAUCUAGAAGGCUGUUUGGGGGUUUAUCAAUGUCCUCAUUUCAACGGACCCCGCAAGGCAGAUCUGCUGGUAUACGAUUUGGAUGACGAUGACUUAUACGAUCUGGAUGAUGGCGAUUCAAAGGAUGACGAACUAGACUGUCUCGAUGGAGUAGAUUGGGGCACGCACUCUCGAGAUUUCGACCACCUCAGUUUUGCCAGCGGGAUUGUUGUCAAUGGACUCUCUCAUAGACAACUCCGAAGCUUCAGUUGCUUAAUCGAUGACGACAGCACAAUUACAUGGUGCCCCCACCCUUACAAUCAAGGAUCUACCAUCCAUCUGGAUAAUUUCAAAAACCUUAAAUCCUUUCGCUGGAGAGGCCCACGCCGCGAGGACAUCGAUACCCUAUCCAGCGCCAUUAAGAACAAUCGGACAAACCUGAUAAAGCUCGAGCUUGACUUCGUAGCUUGGGAUGACCGGCAUGGUGACUGGUUUCCAUCCACUGAGCAAUGGAAUGAAUGUCCAUUGUUGACGCAAAUUCUGGGUACGCCUCUGUAUCCUCCAUCACCUAUUUUCCUAAAGUUGCAGGAACUGUCUAUCUCUUACGCCCCGAUUGGACCCGCAUUUGCUUCUGCACUAGACAUCCGUUCACUGGUAUCGCUCAAGCUGCACUAUUGUAGUGGAUGGACCAAACUUGUGGAGAAUUUGACUGAGUCAAGUAUCACGCUGAAGCUAAAAACGUUCGAAAUUUGCGUCUACGAGUGCAACGACCGAUCCGAAGAGCAGAAGGCCAUUACGGACCUCUUGGGGUCUUUCGGCGGAUUAGAGAAGCUCCACAUAUUUCUUCGUCACCCAUGGCUUACAUCAUGGAUUCCCACCCGAGAUUUCUGGGCAAGCGUUCUGAAACACCGUGCUACCUUGAAGAGUUGCAUUCUCGAUCCGCUCUGGGGCGAUAGAACAGAACUAAUAAGGUCUGCCUUUGGAGAACAACAAGGUUCGGUUCGCCAGUAA
This is a messenger RNA of Fusarium poae, 1296 nucleotides long. RefSeq lists its product as uncharacterized. The record is from RefSeq and is a predicted model, not a curated record. The transcript has 3 exons. The coding region runs from base 1 to 1296 and encodes 431 amino acids. NCBI's taxonomy places the organism in Eukaryota, Fungi, Ascomycota, Sordariomycetes, Hypocreales, Nectriaceae.